AUCACUCCAUAUAUAAAUGAGAUAAUAUCGAAUUGGAAGUGAGCGAAUAUCAAUGGAUUUGAUUGUAAGGAAUAGAGAACAGUUUCACACCGAUAUUCAGUAAUAAGAACAUCAAAUUAACAUAAUCAAGUCUUGUAUAAAAUUCAUUUAGUUUAGUACAGAAAUCAUUUAAUAUUUUCCGAUUUCCAUGAGAAUGUAAGUGAUAGUGUGACUGACGCUUUCUAUUAUUAUUAAUAUCAACUCUAGGAAUGAUAUCACACAUGUUCAAAUGGCAUAUGACUGUAGUGAUUUUAUGCACAUUAAGCAUGAUGGAGAUUGAAUCAGCCACUUUUAUGGUACCAAUUGAGUUUUACGAGACAGGACAAAUGUAUGUUUCACUGGACGGAGUGAACAUUUCACUCAAUUCUAAUCAUAUGUUAACAAUGAAAAACAGACAUUGCACUACAACAAUUUCUUUAGCAUCACCAAGUGAGGAAGAAAUAGCAACUCAAACUGGAUAUCGUGAGGGCACUGUACUUUGUAGACCACGGAUAUCAUAUCGAUCCUAG
Messenger RNA from Schistosoma rodhaini, 548 nucleotides. The record is from the annotation of a GenBank genome assembly. Lineage: Eukaryota; Metazoa; Platyhelminthes; Trematoda; Strigeidida; Schistosomatidae.